Molecule: messenger RNA, 1356 nt
Organism: Fraxinus pennsylvanica
Lineage: Eukaryota; Viridiplantae; Streptophyta; Magnoliopsida; Lamiales; Oleaceae
Source: the annotation of a GenBank genome assembly
AUGUCUAUCGUGCUUGAGCAAUGUCAAAUUCAGCCUUCACCAGACAACGUGAGUGAGCUAACACUUCCUUUAGUACAUUUCGAUUUAACAUGGUUGUAUUUUCAUCCUGUUCAUCGGCUACUCUUCUUCGAAUUCCCUUGUUCAAAGCCAGAUUUCGUCGAGACCCUUGUUCCAAAACUCAAACAAUCUCUUCUCCAAACUCUUAAGCAUUUUCUUCCACUCUCUGGCAACAUAAUCUAUCCAUUAGACUCCGGUAGGCCUAUUUCGCACUAUGUCGUGGGGGAUUCUGUGUCGCUAACAAUUGCGCAGUGCGAUAAAGAUUUCAAUCACCUUAUGGCCAUGGUUCCUCGGGUUGCUGACGAGUACUAUUCAUGUGUCCCUCAGAUGCCACCAGCGACUCAUUCAUCGGACUCCGUAAUUUUUCCAGUUCUUGCCUUACAAGCAACGAUCUUUCCUGGCCAUGGUGUUUGUCUUGGUUUUACUAACCAUCAUGCCAUUGGCGAUGCUAGUACAAUUGUUCGUUUUGUGAAAGCAUGGGCUACAGUCACAAGAUUGGGCGGUGAUUCACAACUUAUAGAUGAUAAAUCUUUACCAUUUUAUGAUAGGAGUUCAGUUGAAGAUCCGAAGGGACUCGAUUCCAUAUACUGGGAAUUGAUGAAGAAAUCUAGGCCUAUGGAUGCUCCACCUCUUAAAUUUCCCCUCAAUAAGGUUCGUGCAACAUUUGUACUGACCAAAGAUGAUGUUCAAAAAUUGAAGAUUUUUGUUUUGAGUAAACGACCAAAGAUGACACAUGUAUCGUCUUUCACUGUAAUAUGUGCACAUGUAUGGGCUUGUUUAGCGAAAGCAGAGGCUGCGAUCGGGGUCGAUUUGGCCGACGAUGAGCCGGAGUAUUUUGGUUUUCCAGCUGAUUGUCGAGCAAGAAUGGAUCCACCGUUGCCUUCUACUUAUUUUGGCAAUUGUUUAGCAUUCGUCAAGGCAGAAACAACGCACGGAAAAUUGAAGGGAAAUGAAGGAUUUGUAAUUGCUGCUGAGUCGAUUGGAGAUGCUAUUCAGAGAACGGUGUACAACGAGAAGGGUAUCUUGGACGGUGCAGAUAAAUGGCCUUUGGAAUUUAGAGAAUUGAGCGGAAAACGGCUUUUUGGAGUGGCUGGAUCGCCUAGAUUUGAUCUGUACGAUGCAGAUUAUGGCUGGGGAAAGCCCAAAAAAUACGAAGCUGCUAACAUAGAUGGUGAUUCAUCCAUGUCCCUUUGUAAGUCGAGGGAUUUCGAAGGAGGUUUCGAGAUUGGCUUAUCCAGGCCUAGAAAUAUGCUGGAUGCCUUUGCACCUUUCUUCACUAUCUCACUUCGAAAUCUUUAA